AACGCCCGGAGCCUCGGACCGUUGAGGAGAGCAGAGCCGAUAGCACGUUCCGAUUCCGCUCAGAAGUCAGAAAUCUCCAACUCCAAUCUCCCUCGCCUCUCCGGCCUCACCAUUUCGCUAUGCUGCCGUCGCACCUCAACGGGCACUCCGCCCUCGGUCGCGGCCGCCCGCGCCUCUCCGCCGCCGCCGCCUCCGGGGAUUUCGCGGCAGCGGGGAUAGGGGCGGCGGCUCCGCUGGAGGAGCACGACCGCAUCUACUUCCAGUCUUACUCCCACCUCGGCAUCCACGAGGCUAUGAUCAAGGAUCGCGUCAGGACUGAUGCUUACCACACAGCUAUCAUGCGCCACCAGAAAUUUGUCGAGGGGAAGGUUGUGCUGGAUGUGGGGUGUGGGACUGGAAUACUCUCUGUGUUCUGUGCUCGUGCUGGUGCAAAGCGAGUGUAUGCUAUUGAAGCUAGUGAAAUUGCUGUCCAGGCUCGUGAAAUCGUAAAAGCAAACAACCUAACUGAUCAGGUUGUAGUCAUCCAUGGACGUGUCGAGGAUGUUGACCUUGAGGAGAAGGUUGAUGUGAUAAUAUCAGAAUGGAUGGGCUAUAUGCUUCUCUAUGAGAGUAUGCUGCCAAGCGUCCUAUUUGCAAGAGAUAAAUGGCUUAAGCCUGGGGGUCUUAUUCUUCCUUCUCAUGCUACGCUCUUCAUGGCUCCCAUAACAAAUCCCGAGAGAUAUGAAAGCAGUGUUGAUUUCUGGCGUGAUGUCUAUGGCAUAAACAUGUCUGCUCUUGUGCCACUUGCCAAAAAGUUUACAUCUGAGGAACCUUCCAUUGAAACAAUUGGUGGAGAGAAUGUUAUAAGUUGGCCAGCUGUGUUCAAGCACAUCGAUUGCUAUAAUUUUACAGCUGAGGAAUUCAAAUCUAUUACCACAAAAUACAAAGUUUCAUCAAUGAUGUUAGCUCCUAUUCAUGGCUUUGGUUUCUGGUUUGAGGUGGAGUUCAAUGGGCCUGCAGAGUCCUCUCAUAAUUUUCCUUCCAAUUUGGAUCCACUUGAGAUUAUUCAGAAGAAAAGGAGACGAUCAUCAGAAGAUGCAGUUUUGUCCACAGCCCCCGAGGAUGAGCCAACUCAUUGGCAACAGACUAUUUUGUAUUUCCCAGAUCCUAUAGAGGUGAAGCAGGACCAAAUUAUAGAAGGUUCUGUAACAGUGUCCCAGAGCGAGGAGAACCCACGUUUUCUGAAUAUUCAUCUAGAGUGCACCACAGGAGGACAGACAUUGGUAAAGGACUGCGCCAUGCGAUGAACUGUUUUUUUUUUUUAUACUUUUAUAGUGGCUGGAGUCCCCUGACAAAGAUCAUACAACUUGCAAAAGGGCAUUGGCAUUUAGCAGUGAGGAGCUGAAGACAUGAUUUUAGAUUUCUUUAAUGGAACCAGAGAGUUUGUACUACUUAUGCAAAAUUUUCAUCUAAUAUGAAGGGAGGAUUCAGUAAUUGUACUGUCUUAUUCUAUAGAGUAUAGACUGGUAGUUGAUUUAGUUGACUUUGCAUCCGCACGCUGUGAUCAUGCCCCAUUCUCGCUGUCUGAGUUUGGGACGAGAUGAGAGAAGGAUAAAAUAGAAAGGGAUAAACUGAGAUAACCAGUUUCUCCUCUUCUACCAAAAAGGAUACUUGCUGACCUUUACCUGUCGAGAGAUUGAUGAUUGAGCCUUUCUUUGUUGAGAGGAUUGUACUUUAGUCAUGGUGGAAAAGCCUGCAGAAAGGCGAGACUUU
Messenger RNA from Sorghum bicolor (sorghum), 1752 nucleotides. RefSeq names its product probable protein arginine N-methyltransferase 6.1. Bases 120 to 1286 code for a protein of 388 amino acids. The transcript is spliced from 13 exons. NCBI's taxonomy places the organism in Eukaryota, Viridiplantae, Streptophyta, Magnoliopsida, Poales, Poaceae. The record is from RefSeq and is a predicted model, not a curated record. Gene Ontology annotation, biological process: peptidyl-arginine methylation. Gene Ontology annotation, molecular function: protein-arginine N-methyltransferase activity.